Sordaria macrospora k-hell is the source of this 918-nucleotide messenger RNA. RefSeq lists its product as uncharacterized. The record is from RefSeq and is a predicted model, not a curated record. Lineage: Eukaryota; Fungi; Ascomycota; Sordariomycetes; Sordariales; Sordariaceae.
AUGUCUUCCACCACAACACUCACCGCAACCAAAACACCACCACCAUCGAGGCCACAACUAUUAGGCACUCUCUCUACUACCAGUGCAUCGACAUAUCCUACCACAACUAUUUCCACUUCAUUCAUCAAGCCCAAGAAGAUGUCCAUCACACAAACAUACUACCUUGCCCACAAGGCAAGGGCAAAGCUUUCUUCGGAAGCUGCCCGCCCCGAUCACAACCUCCGCCUCUUGGUCGGACACGCCAACCUCCUCGACUCGUUGAUGGUCGAGCUCGCCGAUGCCGAGAGGGAACAAGAAUCCUGGUUCAACCAAUCCGUCCGCGGUGCCUCUAGCAACCGCAGCGAAGAGCGUCACAUCCAAUGGGCCGACACAGUGGUCGAGGAGCCCGAGCACGACUGGCAAGCCGAGGACGCCGAAUACAGCGACUCGGAUUCCGAUUCGGACAGCGACCUGAGCGAGGACGACGAGGAGGACCGUGACGAGGACGAGGACAUCGAGAUGGCCGAUGCUGUCCCCCUCAGGAGGAUACCCUCGCACAGCAGUGGCAGCCUUCACCGGUACUCCAUGCAAGCGCCGCUGCACCAAUACUACAACUACAGCGACGACGAGGACAUGGAGGAGGACGACGAGGAAGAAGACUACACCCAUCUCGCCCUGCAGAGGAGCCCUUCGCACUCUACAUCGCCACCAGAGCUCGACCUCGACUCGGACUCUUCAGAAGACGAGCACAUGCCACCCUCGCCGCCCACCACCAUCCUAUCCACAUUCACAUCGACGUCGUCCGAGAAGCAGACAGAGCAAACAGACGACGAGGAAGAUCAACAAGAACAAGACAAGGACGCCUUUUACGCCCACAACCAAGGCUACUACCUACCAAGUCGUGGUCCCACACUGGUGUCGACGAUAGGAGUGUACUAA